AUGGUGGUCCACAACCCCCACUGCUACCGCGUCCUCACUCACGCCUGGGCGCCCUGGGACACCCUUGAGCGCCUCCAGUUCAUCCUCGACUACCAGUCGCGCUACCACUGCGAGGUGUGCCUCCCCUUCUGCCUCGUUCGCAGCUGCGGGCGCCACCGACUCGGCCGUAUCGGGGACCUCCUUCUUCCUCUGUGUGGUGGACACUUUGCCCAGGUCAACUUUGACUCGGCGGACGUUUACACUUGGGCAGUGCACAACGCCAGCAUGACCGGCGAGCUUGCGACCGAUCUGUACGAACUCAACAACACCAUCCAGGCACUUCACAACGAGUAUCGUGGUCGCUACCCUCACUGGUACCUCAAUUGA
Vanrija pseudolonga is the source of this 366-nucleotide messenger RNA. RefSeq lists its product as uncharacterized. Bases 1 to 366 code for a protein of 121 amino acids. The transcript has 2 exons. The record is from RefSeq and is a predicted model, not a curated record. NCBI's taxonomy places the organism in Eukaryota, Fungi, Basidiomycota, Tremellomycetes, Trichosporonales, Trichosporonaceae.